Messenger RNA from Lathyrus oleraceus (garden pea), 1228 nucleotides. Its product is annotated as endonuclease 4. The record is from RefSeq and is a predicted model, not a curated record. Gene Ontology annotation, molecular function: nucleic acid binding; endonuclease activity. The transcript is spliced from 9 exons. The coding region runs from base 159 to 1067 and encodes 302 amino acids. NCBI's taxonomy places the organism in Eukaryota, Viridiplantae, Streptophyta, Magnoliopsida, Fabales, Fabaceae. Gene Ontology annotation, biological process: DNA catabolic process.
UAUGCUUUAAAGUUGAAACAAAAUUGUAGCAAAAAAAAGUUGAAACAAGUAAGUUUAAAAUUGAAGAAUAAAAUUUAGGGAUAUUUUCUUCUAAAUUUGGAGAAUGAAAAGAAUGGUACUCCUAUGAACCGUGCAAUAUUUAUGGAAACACACUCUCGAUGAUUUCUUCUAUGUCUAUCGGUAGUAAUGAUCGAUUGAUAGCACUCUUAGUUCUGUUACUGAUACCAACAGUUCUUGGUUGGGGGAAAGAGGGACACUAUGUGGUUUGUAAAAUUACACAGGAGUAUCUUAGUGAAGAUGCUCUUUUUGCAGUGAAACAACUGCUUCCAGAUUCUGCUCAUGGCGAUCUUGCUGCACUUUGCUCUUGGCCUGAUGAAAUUCGCUUCCAUUAUCAUUGGAGUAGUGCUUUGCAUUAUGCUGAUACACCUGAUUUCUUGUGUAAUUAUCAAUACUGCAGAGAUUGUCAUGAUUCUUAUGGACGGAAGCAUAGGUGUGUUACUGGAGCAAUUCACAAUUAUACGAUGCAAUUAAAAUUAGCUUAUGCGGAAGGUUCAUCUAAAUUUAACUGUGAGUAUAAUUUGACAGAGGCACUUUUGUUCUUGUCACAUUUUGUUGGGGAUGUACAUCAGCCCCUACAUGUUGGUUUUACCGGAGACCUAGGUGGAAACUCGAUAACAGUUCGUUGGUACAGGAGGAAAACAAAUCUUCAUCAUGUAUGGGAUAACAUGAUUAUUGAGUCUGCUCUGAAAAUGUUCUAUGGCUCAGAUCUUUCAACUAUGAUACAGGCUAUUCAACGGAAUAUUACUGAUAUUUGGUCAAAUGAUGUAUCUAUUUGGGAACAUUGUGCACACAACUACACAGCAUGUCCAGAUUGGUAUGCUUCUGAGAGCGUUAGCUUGGCAUGCAAGUUUGCGUAUAGGAAUGCUACACCGGGAAGCACUUUAAAAGAUGAGUACUUCCUUUCUCGACUGCCUAUUGUGGAGAAAAGGCUGGCUCAAGGUGGUGUGCGACUUGCAGCUAUUCUCAACCGCAUUUUUACUUCCAAGACUGGAAUAGCUCAAGCAUGACAAAUUCAGUACAUAUUAUGAUUAAAAAAAAAAAGCAAAAUACAUGUGGACCUGCAUCAGUCUACGAAUCUCGUAUGGACUUGAGAAAAUACAUUACCACCGAAUAUACUAUAAUACAAUUCUUUUCUUAUCUUCAAAUUUAGACACGUUACUUUUUUUAA